Messenger RNA from Pisolithus orientalis, 3835 nucleotides. RefSeq names its product fungal-specific transcription factor domain-containing protein. Gene Ontology annotation, molecular function: zinc ion binding; DNA-binding transcription factor activity, RNA polymerase II-specific; DNA binding. Bases 233 to 3529 code for a protein of 1098 amino acids. Lineage: Eukaryota; Fungi; Basidiomycota; Agaricomycetes; Boletales; Pisolithaceae. The transcript is spliced from 16 exons. The record is from RefSeq and is a predicted model, not a curated record. Gene Ontology annotation, biological process: regulation of DNA-templated transcription; DNA-templated transcription.
CAGAUCCCCCACUCCUUCAUACAGUACCAUCGUUCCCGGACCAUCCUCACCUCCGUCCAGCACACCGCCACUCUGCCUUUACCUUCCCUGUACCGGCUAGAGCCCAUUCCGCCAGCUCCGGUUUUUGCAAGAAUUGACCUUCCAUUCGCCGCCACCUGCUGGCUCACUCAAAUCACCUAAUUCCACCCAGUCCCUCCUCACUGAUCACCACCGUCACCCACUGCGCUUCGGGAUGGUUCCCCCACACUCCAGUUCCUCCUCGGAUGGGUGGAACUUCAAACGUUCCCACGCUGGUCCUGUUCACGGUUCCAAUAUGCCCAUCGACAUCCCCGAGACGUCUUACACCGACGAGUAUGACGACGGGGAUGAUAUCGGGGAGCUCCCAGUACCAUCUAAUUCUGGUUCCUCGCAUGGUGGGCAGGCAGACAAGGUUAUCAGACGUAGGAGCAGCAAAGCCUGUGAUCAAUGCAGGAAGAGUAAGUGCAAGUGCGAACGUACUACCGACGGAGCAGCUUGCAAAAACUGCACGAUGCUCGGCACCCCUUGCACUUUCCUCGGGCCCUCCCGUAAGCGUGGCCCUCCAAAAGGGUACAUCGAUGCCAUUGAGGCGCGCCUACACCAAACAGAGGCACUGCUCGGCAUCCUGCUUGCUCUAGAGGCCGACAGGUCUGAGAAAGGGAACAGCAGCAGGGAACGGGACGACGGUGCCGAGAAGGACGGAAGCUUAACUAGUGUCCUGGCUGCGCUAAGAAAGGACACACUGGCGAGGGAAAUUUUGAACCGCGUAGAUAUGACCCCUUAUGGCGUACGAGGUCGUAAAACUGGAAAGACCAAGUCGCGGUCGAAUGCCCAUUCCCAAGCUGGGAGCUCCGGUUCCUUUAAUCUUCAGACCACUCAUCCAUCUACGGAAUGGCAGGACGAAGUAGUCUCCAUUUUAUCUCGUACACUUUACACUAGGCCCUCGCGCACGAAAUUGGGCUCUUUCAAAACACUUCCCUCUCGAGAAGGGGAGCCAAACGUUGGAGAAAGCGAUCUACUAAGGAGACGACGACGACGCCUCGAAGGAGACGUCGAUGACCUCAGCAUCUGUCCAAGGGGAGGCUCCAACCCUCGUUCGCCUCUUCUAAGCGCUAGUCCUGGGUCCUCACCCGUCCUUUCUCGCGCGGGUGAAACUUCUGUGGUGUGCAGCGAAGCGGACGCUGGUGACGUGACUGAAGAGGACGUCACCGGUGCCUUUGGACUGCUGAGUCUCAACGAGGAUGAGCAAAUACGCUAUCAUGGGGAAGCCAGCGGGUUGCACAUUCUGGGCAUCAACGCCAAAGACGAGGCGAGGAACGAGGGUGGGAUUUGGCGUUUCCCAAAGGCCCGUGUUUGGCCGCCAAUCCCCGCCUCUUCUUCAAAUCCACCAACGGAUCAGUCUAUGGACACUGCGGCAGGGAACCCCGGACAUUUGUCGUUAUUUUCCUUUACGGAGGACAGCCUGGAGAUCCACUUACCCGACUCUUCCAUGCAGCAGCACCUACUUGAACUGUAUUUCACGUAUGUGCAUGCGUCGUUCCCAAUUUUGCAUAAGAGCGCGUUCUGGGAGUCAUACAAGAGUAUGCAAAAGAAGGACAGUCCUUCGUCUGAUGGAGAUGGUUGCGAGCACGAAUCCCGUACUUCGCGUUCACCUUUCACUCGCCUUCGACAUCACGCCUCUCCCUUACUUCUCUUGAGCAUGUUCUCCAUUGCGGCCCGCUACUCAGCGUUGUCAUCACCUCUGCCCACUACUCGUUCAUCGUCACCGUCUACGCGACCUCCAGAACCUCUUGAGAUGUGGGCUGCCGGCGACGAUCACUUCUCCCAAGCCAAGGUCCUACUCGACCGUUCUUACGCAUCAUCUCGACCAUCUACUGUUCAAGCACUGUUGCUACUCAGCUACCGUGAACUUGGCAUUGGUGCCAUGGCCCAAGCGUGGAUGUAUACCGGUAUGGCGGUGCGGAUGGCGCAGGACCUCGGCAUGCACCGCUCCGCGGACGGAUGGUCCCGUGCAAACUUUGGAAGGCUAUUCAGUGAUUGUGAACUGCAAGAGCGGAGGAGGAUCUGGUGGGGAUGCGACUGCAAUACGCAUUUGCCCAGCACGGACGAGUCGGAAGAGAUGGAGCCAUGGGCCACACAUGCUUCGGUGCCACCGGAUGUCAACGGCCAUGGGUACCGUCCGGAGGUGGAAGUCCCAAUACCAGUUACGGGGCACAUAAUCACAUGUUUCACCGCCUCUGCCACUCUUACUACUAUCCUUUCGCCUAUCCUGCGAUCAAUCUAUUGUAGUGGAACUGCUUCUUACCGCCACGCAGAAUUAAUUCGUCUGGAGAGCGAACUCGAUAAGUGGUAUCAUAAUUUACCAGGACAUCUCCGGUUUGAACUACGCCAUGAUUCAUCGGGAAACUGGCAUGUGCCGGACGGAAAGAGUGUUCCCCUUCCACAUAUCUUGACGCUGCAUAUGCAGUAUUGGUGCACGGCACUGCUACUGCAUCGGCCCUUCAUCCGUCAGGUGUAUAUGGGGAACAAGAAGAGAGGAGAAUCAUCAUCGAGUGACAUCGAAGGCCGCUCUUCUAGCGAGAAGAACUACGAGCUCUGCGUCGCAGCUGCGAAUCACAUUGCUUCUAUUGUCUCUUUCUAUCGAGAAAAGUACUGCCUACAGCGUGCUCCAAUGUUUCUGUGCUUCUACGUGUUCACAGCCGGAAUCAUGCACAUUACAAACCUGUCCUUGUGUCCUGAUGACCCGCAAGCGCAACUGGGCUUGGGCAGGUGUAUGCAAGCACUUGAAGACAUGGAGAUUGUUUGGCCGUCAGCAGCCCGCGCCCACGAGCUGCUGCGCACAUGCAAUCCUCUCUCGCAUUCUCCGCCCCGACCACGCCCCCACUACGCAGCUUCGCCGUCCGGUCAGAAGCGCACCGCCGAACACUUCAUUGAAACGGACGGAAGCCAAUAUGAUCAGCCCCGUUCUACACACGUGCCAACACUGUCCAGGGAUGCAAACCAUAUCGUACCAUCCCAGGCGCCAUACGCCCAAGCGUGGCGCUCUACGCAGUACGGCACUGUAGCUGGAGAUGCCAGCGCCACCCCCAGUCCGGACGAGUUUCCGCAGGGAGUUUCGCCAGGGCAACCUUCUUCGUUCUUUCCGUGGAAUGACGACGGGGGUAGUGGACCGUACUUGCCCUAUCCGGGGACAUUGUCCACGUCGGUGCUCUCUCAGACGUAUAGUACUGGACUGGUUGACGAUCGGAGGCAGCCACAGUCAGUGACAUCUCACCAUGGGCAAGGCCGGUUACACGGGCACUCAAACGAGGGUGAGCAAGGGUACGACCAAGUUAGCGGGGCACGGUAUCCUCAGUACUGGAAUGACUACACAUCAUUUGGCCAGAUGGGGAUCAUGUACUCCCAUCCCGAGAGCCGUCAUUCCAGCCAGCCACCUCAUCCGCCGCCUCAGGUCGAGAUGUACCUUAACGGGCAGUAUGGGAAUGUUUACAAUAAUCAUCCACCGUCAUGACUAAUUACUCCCCUUAAUGUGGGAUGACCCACUUAUCCGCUUUGAAUGUGUGCCCACUUAAAAUGGGGCACACGGAUCCAAAGGUCUCCGAUUGUUAUCCAUUGACCGAAUUUCUAGAGACUAUCGGACUCAUUCGUUGCUGUCUUAUUAUAUACCCAGGGCUUUAUUUGUAUAAUCUGGCUUGAUAUGCUUAACGUUUUAGGUUCCCUCUACUAGUUUGAUAUCCCGGCCGAAAGAGUGGCCAGAGUUGAUGUAUCAGUAGCUAUACCGAUUGUGUUUUAAUAGAAGAUACCCGCUCUCGAGACC